Epinephelus moara (kelp grouper) is the source of this 4830-nucleotide messenger RNA. Its product is annotated as type II inositol 3,4-bisphosphate 4-phosphatase-like. Gene Ontology annotation, molecular function: phosphatidylinositol-3,4-bisphosphate 4-phosphatase activity. The coding region runs from base 325 to 3579 and encodes 1084 amino acids. The record is from RefSeq and is a predicted model, not a curated record. NCBI's taxonomy places the organism in Eukaryota, Metazoa, Chordata, Actinopteri, Perciformes, Serranidae. Gene Ontology annotation, cellular component: cytoplasm. The transcript has 27 exons.
CCACUGUGGGCUUUAUUAAAGAAGGUUUACUAUUUAAAUCUAAAUUAUAAGUAAACAAAUAUACAGCAAUUAAAUACAAAAAUUAAAUCGUUUUGUCUGUUUACUCGUCGUCUCGCGACAUCUUGUGGUUCGACUUGAACAGCGCAGGCGGGAGGACAGUCAGAGUUGAGCAGCUCUCGCGAGACUUGAGUGGUCCAAAGGUUUUCCACUAUGGUUUCCACUCAAAACAAACAGCUGCUGGAAAAGUUGGUUUUAACCCCAGAAAGUUGCUUCAUUCUGCCGGCAGCGAUGAAGAUGAGAGACAGCUGAUGUGCUCUGCGGAGGAUGAAGAUGAGGGCGAUGAAGCUGAGGGUGAACCACAGCCAGCUGCUGUUCCUGUCCAGAGAGGAAACAUCUGGAAACUUCCAGAGAGAGGGAGCGCUGAGAGUCGGACGACAGGAGAGAGAUCUCUGUGAGAGGUUCUGUCGGCUGAGAGGAAACCUGCUCUUCAUCCUGAAGAAACAGGGUGGUAAACUAGAGGAGGUUCUGCUGUUGGAGAGAUGUGAAGUGAUGAAGCUUCCAGGUGACAACAGACGACUGGCUGUCAUGUUUGACAGUGGUGACCCUCCGGUGUUCCUGGAGUCGAGCAGCUCUGCAGAGUGUGUGUCGUGGCUCCUCGUCCUGAAAGACGCCAACACAGAGUCGUUGAGGCGACGCAUCACACACCUCCGCACGCUCAUCAACACACACACCACCGCCGGGCAACACACACACACUGCUGCGACGUGCAGCGGGGGAGAUGAAAACCUGGAACAUGCUGGAGGUGGAGUCGUGUCUGCUUCUAAAGUCUCUCCACUGCACCUUAGUGUAGAGUUUCGAGGUGUGGUUGCCGUGGCAGCCAGCAGAGUCAAGGUACAAGUGUGUGUGAUCGACACACACACUCACACAAUCAGGAAACACUGCUGCUGCAAGAUAGUGGAGGGACCGGAUGACAGUGUGUUCCUGACAUCAGUGUGUUUCGGUGGCGACUACCCACUUUAUCAUCACAGCAGGAUCAAAGUCACCGUUUACCACGCAGAGGAGCCAACGACACACACCACAGUAAGUGUGUGUGUGUGUGUUUGUAAGCAGGGAGAGAACAGCUCCUCUGCUGGACAGAGGAGCUUCCUGGGUUUCACCUCCUUCUCCAUCAGAGAUCUGCUCAGGUCCAAAGAGCCUCACAUCUCCCUCAGCCUCAGGACGAUGGAUGGAGUGAACGAGGUUGGGGAGGUGAAGGUGUCCUGUCUGCAGAUGGAAGGAGAAACUCCUCCCGAACACAAGUGUCCUGCGCUGUGUGACAGUCUGCACAGCUCCGUCCACGACAAAGAAAACAGUCCAAUGAUGAGAGCUGUGCUGUGUGCUCAGGUGUGUAAGGUGUACAGGUUCCAGACGGAGGAUCAAAGAUGGCUGCUGGUCCGGGAACAGAUGUCAGAGACGCCGCUGUCUUUUUAUGUACCUAAACAGCUACUGAAAGUGCUCAUACACAACCACACCAGCAGGGUCCAGGAAGUGAAGGAUCUCGGUGACCUUUCACCCCACUGGGACGGGAUCCGCCACGAUGUCAUUAACCACUGUCACCACCUGAUUGGCUGCUAUCAGGAAACGCUUGCUGAGCUCGACAAACUCUCAGCUUCAUCCUGUUUUAAGUCGAGCGGCAGUAAAUCAGACAAACACCUUCAGUUUGUUCCGACCAACCUGCAGUCACAGAGGAUGGAGGUCACCAACCCGGGCAGCACAGGUGUUUGGUAUGAGGUCAUAACGUUCGGUGCUCCGUCUGAUCACCACCAGGCCUUCAAACAUGGAGGACUGAAGAGGCUGCUCAGCAAACACACGAACCUCAGAGACAGCUCUGUCUCGUACUCUCAGGAUGAGAGCUCCAGAGCGAAGGAGUUGCUGGCCAGCGUGGCCCAGCUGCAGCCCCUUGUCUUCGGGCUCGCUGAGGAGCUGCUGGCCGUCUCUCUGGAGCUGAACGCCGCCCGCCUGCAGCAGGUCCUGGACAGCCUGACUCAACAGACGGAGCAGUUCGUUCACGCACUCAAAGACGAGCUGGUGAAGAGCGCCCUGUUGGCGAUCCACAACCAGUGCGCAGCCAGCUGCAACAGCAGCCACGUCCACAGCAACGGGCUGCUCUGUGAAAACACGCCAGUCAAUCAGGAGGGGCAGGCAUCGCAGGGGCAACAGGAUGCAACAGGACGGGAUGCAGAGUACGAUGAGGAGGAAUGGGACAGAGCGUGGGCGAACGUCGCCAUGAGCCUCAACUGCAUCAUUGCGAUGGGCGACCGGCUGCAGGGGCGGGAGGACCGCCCUCGGGAGAUGACAUCAUCAUCAGAGCAGCAGGAAACCACAGCAGACACAAACUCUCAGAACACCGCUUCCUCCUCCUCCUCCUCCUCCUCCUCUUCCUCCUGGCAGGAGCAGCUGCUCCCCCUCGUGGUCACUCUCAGGGAUUGUGUGCGUGAGGCAGUGGGGAAGGCCCGAGCCGCCAUGACCUUUGUGGUCCUGCAGGGGGCGGUGGCCACAACCAUCGCCCAGGGACCUCUUCACAUUGUCCAGAGACGCCACGCUGUCUUCAGCCAGGCGCUGUCAGCAGUAGUGUGCGGUUUCAUGUUGAAGCUGUAUGGAGGUCUGGAGGAUCCUGACUUCCUGCAGCAGCUUCACUCUGUCGGACUGCUGGUUCAGUUCGAGGCCCUGCUCAGCACCUAUGGUGACGAGGUGGGGAUGCUGGAGGACAUGGAGGUGGGUGUGGCUGACCUGAGCAGAGUGACAUUCACCGUCACUGAGGCUAAAACAGAAGAACCGGACGACCUGCUUCCGACACUCAGUGGAGCAUGGGGCAGUUUGGUCGUCGAGGUCCCGUUGCUGCCAGAAACCUUCAGGUUGUUGCCACAGGAAGUGAAAGACGGAAGUUGGAUUCGAAUUCAUCCUGUUAUGUUUAACAUUGGAAUCAACCAGCAGCAGAGCCUGGCUGAGAGGUUUGGUGACAGCUCCCUGCAGGAGAGAGUGAACCAGCAGAGCUGCGAGCGUCUCAAAGCGUACUGUCACACACUGACAGACAAAGUGCCUCACAUGGCUGGUAUCCAGUCACUGUCGGACCUGCUGUCCUCUCUGGAUCGCAGCGUGGAAACCAGGAAGAGGAAGAACGUCGAGGUUCUCUGGACCGCUGCUACGGUGUGUCGUAGGGUGAACGGUGUGCGUCUGACGAGCUGUAAGAGUGCGAAGGACCGCACGUCGAUGUCGGUGACGCUGGAGCAGUGUGUGUUACUGAGAGAGCGACACGCACUCGGCCAGCAGCACUUCAGCACGGCGCUGGACUGCAUGAGGAGGUCUCGUCUGUCCUGGGGGCAGAUGCUCGGCUGUUACACUCAGCCAGGGAUCACUGUCUGUGGGUUAGAGCUGGCGGAGGGCCCCCCUGGCCUCCAGAGCUCCUGGCUCCCGCAGUGUUUGGCCCCUAAAGCUCCCAGACGGCACCUGUACCCAGUGGCCUUCCUACUGGUGUCCUCUCACCUCCUGGUUCUUUGGUUCAUCCUCAGCCUCGUUAUACUGCUUGCCAAAUACCAGUAGACCAGCACAGACUGGGAACACUGGGCACAAAGUGGACGACAUGGAUGAUUUCAUGUUUUUAUCUCUGAACAAGACAAUUUCCCCGAAAACUCAAAGGGCCUCUUCUUACUUACUGUCUGAACUGGACAAACUUGUUGUAAAUCGCUUGUUUCAGCCUCAUGAACGUCACCUGUUCAGGAGGAGGUGCACGUUCAUCACAUCUGAUCAUCAGCAUCGUCCACGCCCCGAAAAUUCAGCGUCGUCCAGGAAAGUUUCAUUCACCAAAAAAUGAGCAGAGUGAAAAGAAACUGUGGAGCUUCGAGUCCUACUGUCAGAUUAAAUUUGGCAGCAUUAGUCAUCGUGUUUGAGGAUAAUUAGAAAAUAUGAAUGAUACAGCUGCUGGUCAUCAGUGUGGAAACCUAUCCCCACCAAUGUGAUGAAAGAACAAGAUUCUGUAAUUCAUGAUAAUGACAAACGUCCUUUAAAAUAAUUACUUUUUGUUUUUCAUUACUUCUGAAAACAUUUCUCAUUAUUUUGCGGUAAUAAAUCAUUUCAAGUCAAUAUUUUGAGGUACGAAGUCAAUAUUUUUAGGUUCUUACUCAUUAUUUUGAGGCACUAUCUCAUUAUUUUGAGGUACUAACUAGGUAUUUUGAGGUACUUAUUAUUUUGAGGUACUAAGUCAUUAUUUUGAGUUACUAACUAGUUAUUUUGAAGUACUUACUCACUAUUUUUGAAAUACUUUAUCAGUAUUUUGAGAUACUUAUUAUUUGAGAUACUGACUUGUUUGUUGAAAUUUUUAUACCAGCUCAUCUUUGAGAUACUGACUCAAGUUGAGAAAGUUUCUCAUAAUACUAACUUAUGACUGAGUUUUUUUUCACACUGAUGGAAAUGAGCCUCCGUAGCUCAGAUCAGCAGAAGUAAAAGACGAAAUGAUUACACAUGAGGUUAAAAAAAAAAAAAAGCUCAGAUGUUAGACGGUAAACGAUUCAAACGUUUUGUGAGUACAAGAAAAUUGGUGAAUAAAGAAAAUGAUGGUAAGUCAGUGGUACACACUGCUUCACAACAGAUCUGUUGGGACGAGUGUUUUUUACCUGAGGCCAAAGUUGUUCUUCACUGUGCUGGGAAAUAUUUGUUUAUUCAUGAUUUUAUUGUUAUAAUUUAUUUAUUAAUUUUAUUGUAUCUUUUAUUUUCAUCUUUAUUUUUAUUGUUAUCAUUUAUUUAUUUUGUACAAAUGUGUUUUAUGUUUGUCUUCAAAUUAAACAAUGUUUUUUA